GGCGCGGCUCGGCUCGGCUCGGCUCGGCUGGCUUGGCGUUGCAGCUACUGCCACCGCCGCGGGGCGGCGCCCCAGCAGGCAGGAAGAUUGGGUAUUCCUCAUACAUAACCUUGAGCUGGAUCUCAAGUCCUGCACAUCUAGGAUCUUGUGAAUUGGCUAAGAAUCACAGACCAUUUGGCUAAGUAUUUCCUGCAGACUCCUUUCUCAUCUGUGCUUGGAAGUGGCACAGCUUGCUCAAAAAAGUAGCCAUAGGUUAGGGCUGUAGAAAGCUGGGAUCUGUAUAUGUUUUAGCUCAUGCAGUGCAGAGUAGUUAAGUUUGUGCUCCGUUUCUUCAUUGACUCCUUUCUCUGUGAUUUCAUUUCUUAGUCCUUGUGGUGGGGUAAAAAACAGUGCAGUGGUGACGAUGGCUGGUUCCUUUGCCCCCAGUGUGCAGAAUAUUGCUGCUAUUAUGGAGACUCAGGGUACAGGAACAGCCUGAGUUGUUAACUUCUUGUAGCCAGCAGCUUCUGGUUUAAUUGCACUGCCUAGCCCAUGGAGCUGAUGCAUCAAUCUUACUUAGCCUUAGACUCCUCACUUUGAAAUGUUGCUGCUUUCCAUUCCUGCUUGGCUUCUGUGAUCUUCACAGUUUGCAAGGGGCCAGCAGUUUGUUUAUUCUAUGAAGUCUAUCAAGCGUUCAGACUCUACAGCAGUAAGCAGAAUGGAAACAUGAAAAAUUAAUGUAAUGUUUGAUUGAAAACGUGCCUCAUUGCUUGCAUCUUCCUUACUGGUAGUUUAUUUUGCUUCGGAUAUUAACAAGUACACUGACCAGUCUAUAUAAAUUUACUGUUGUGCGUGCAGGUUGGAUUUGGAGGUGGUUGUUGCUGGUUACAUACUAGGCCAGUUCCAGAUGUGUACAAAACCAGAUUUGCCUUGGUGGCCCCAGUGGCAGCUUAAACCACGAAGCUGUGCUUCAGAUAUAAUGUGUGUCCAGUUUUUCCAUUAGAGUGCCUUGGUGUCGGCGUGGAAGAAGUGACUCUUCACCAAGUAGACUAUAAAUGGACAAUAGUGACUAGUCUGAGGGAGAGAGAUCUGCAUGUGGCCCAGUUAAUCCCAUUUGCUUGCAUUUGAGUGGCAUAUUGAAACGCUUCUAACACAGAAAAAUCUAGGUUGGAAGGGACUUCUGGUGGUCAUCUGAUCUGAUCUCCUGCUCAAAGCAUGUUCAAUUAAAUCAGGUGCGAGAUGUCUGCCCUGAGGUUGAUUUCUAACAGAACCUCCCAGCAGGCCUUGUCUAACUCUGAUUACACCUGGGAGUAUGAGUACUAUGAGUACGGACCAGUGUCAUUUGAAGGCCUGAAGGCUCAUAAAUAUUCCAUUGUGAUUGGAUUUUGGGUUGGUCUUGCAGUUUUUGUCAUCUUCAUGUUCUUUGUCCUGACCCUGCUGACGAAGACAGGAGCACCACAUCAAGAAAAUACAGAAUCUUCUGAAAAAAGAUUUCGGAUGAAUAGCUUUGUGGCAGAUUUUGGAAGACCUUUGGAGUCGGAGAGAGUCUUUUCUCGUCAAAUAGCUGAAGAGUCUCGGUCACUUUUCCAUUUCUGCAUUAAUGAAGUGGAACACCUAGAGAAAGCACAACAAAGUCAGAAAGGUCCAGAUCUGGAGAGUAAUAUCUGUUUCCAGGCAGUUUCCAGGAGCAGUGGAACGUUGGAGGAGGACCUAAAUUGUCUUACAAAAUUUAACAUUCCUAACUUCGUGAACACUGAGCAGAAUUCUUCACUGGGUGAGGAUGAUCUGCUCAUCUCAGAGCCACCGAGAGUUUUAGAAAGCAAAACAGUCAUGCAAUCUUCCCAUAGGAUUCUUGACUGAAAAUUCCUUAUGGUAAAAAUUCCUGUUUUUGUCCAGUUGGAAGACCUUCUCCACCUUCUGGCUAUUUGGGUAGAAGGUAUUUCAGGCAUGUACUUUUUUUUUUUAUUAUUGUAUGUAAGAAUGGCUGUGCUGACAGAACAGUCCAUGUGAUAAUUAAAACGCUAAAUGCUUAAUUCCAGUGCCUUCUGUGGUCUAAGCCUCUUGUCCAGUGUUAGGUUUUCUUCCUGUCGGUUGGUUUUUUGGUGGUGUUUUGGAUUUGGUUUUGGUUUUAAAUGACUGCCUACCUCCAGCUUCUGAAGCUACCACAAUCUUUGGGGACUGUGAAAGCUGGAGGCUGUUUCAGAGGAUGACCAAGAAAACUGUAACCACAGACUGAAGCUGAAGCAAUUACUAAGCAGGCAGCCCUUGGGGAGGUUGGGCAGCUUCUGCCAAACCCAGAACAUCUGAAACAGAGCAGCACAAUGGAUACCUGCAUGGUAUUAGUUCCUGCUUCUAAUUUCUACAUACUUUUGGGUACAGGUGAGACCCUACGUGCAAGCUUCCAGAGGGAAUACCUUGUAUGUUAAAUGGAUCACUUACAGCGUUUACAAACUGUUGCCACCACCUGCUGCUGCCUAGAAAAAGCAAAUUGGGGCCUGCAAUUACAGUACUUCAGUGUGACAUUCUGUCAGUGAUGCCCUGAAAUCACUGUUCUACACACAUUAAUGUGAUUUUUAUUGUUGAUGUGAGCUUCCAGUUUGGUAAGUGCAGAAUUUGACUGCUAAAUUACAGGAAAUGAGAUGAAAAAUAUUCCUCUGUUGCCAAUAGAGUUAACGUGCUACCACCAUCACCAUUUGCAUGUAAGUUGUUCUUUGCUUAUCAGCUCUAGGAACUUCCUUUUUUGGCUGGCCAGACAAUGAAGGGCUGCAGAGAGGCUCUGAGCUGAUUUGAGGCCUCCUUCAAAGCCUCACUGUACUUGUUCCAUUUUCUGUAGCGAGCUGAGGUGCUACUGCAACCACAGCUGUUUUCCCAGCUAGGGGUUUGUAAAUAAAAUGAAUAAGUAUAACUUCAAUCCUUAAGUUUCUCUUUUUUUUUUAGAAGGAACAAGGUUCUGAACCUUAGCCAUUAUUAAAUUUUUGGACAGCUUUCUUAUGGCGUUGGUUAACUAACAGCCGAAUGGUUUUAGAGCAAGCCCACUGAGCGCAGAUGCAGGUCUGCUGAAUGUGGAGUAACAACGCCUUGCAGGAAACUCCUAAUUCACAUCAAACUAGUCAAGAUCACAUGCCUAACUAGGCUUUUUCAAAAGUAAUCUGCUUUUUAUGUAACGUCUUUCUUUUUGUCCAAGUGAAAAAGUUGCAGUGGCCCGCUUAUAGGUUGCUUAGAGACACAAAUUUAAAUGAACUCAGUAUUCUCCUUCCGUGACAAACGGGGGGGGGGGAAGGGUUGGGAAGAAUGGGUUGUGCAUUUAAGUACAGGAAGUAGGGGAAAUGUCCCAUUUUUCAUCUCCUGUGCCUUCAUUACCAUCCACCUACACCUAAAUUUCCAGCUUUCAAAUGUAAUUUUUUGCACUGUUUCCUUGCAUCGUGGUAGGGAUCGUGGUUAAAGUAAAGCAGCAGCUCUUUAAAACUAUCAGCUUAUUGUUGAAAAUAGUUCCUCUAUUACAUAUAUAUAUAUUAAAAAUACAUAUAUUAUAUACUAUUAUAGUUCCUCCAGCUCUUCUUAAGUAAGUGUUCUUUGAUUAAGCCAGAAAGUCUGCCAUGAGUGUGGUACUUUGGAUCCCAAACAUUUUGAAGUGAAGUUUAGGAUGAAGCUGAAACUUUUCAUUGUUGUCUAUGUACAAGGGAGGGAAACACAACGUGCCAAGAUCAACUUAACUAGGGCAAUCUAUCUAUCACCUCCUCUGCAGAGAAACCCUAGGUGGUUCCAGAGUGAAAUUCAUCUUCAUCCCACCAUCUGAGGGCAAACCAUUGCCUUCUGAAUGCGGCCCUGCUUCCCCCUGAGGGCGCUCAAGCAUCUCUGCUGCCCAGUGGUUAAGCUUUUGUCUGAACUGAAGCUCAAGUGUGACAGAGUUCUUGCUAAAUGCAGCUUUUAUUGCCUUUUUCUGGAUAAGUGAGCUGUUUUCAAUUAUAUUUGAUCUACUGUUUGCCUUUACCAUCCUUGAAACUAGUGAUAGGACUAGAGAGAAUGGCCUCAAGUUGCACCAGGGGAAGAUUUAGGCUGGACGUUAGGAAAUACUACUUUUCUGAAAGAGUGGUCAGGUGCUGGAAUGGGCUGCCCAGGGAGGUGGU
This is a messenger RNA of Numida meleagris (helmeted guineafowl), 4106 nucleotides long. RefSeq names its product melanocortin 2 receptor accessory protein 2 (gene MRAP2). The record is from RefSeq and is a predicted model, not a curated record. The transcript is spliced from 7 exons. Gene Ontology annotation, molecular function: type 4 melanocortin receptor binding; type 1 melanocortin receptor binding; signaling receptor regulator activity. Bases 1219 to 1839 code for a protein of 206 amino acids. Gene Ontology annotation, biological process: protein localization to plasma membrane; regulation of adenylate cyclase-activating G protein-coupled receptor signaling pathway. NCBI's taxonomy places the organism in Eukaryota, Metazoa, Chordata, Aves, Galliformes, Numididae. Gene Ontology annotation, cellular component: plasma membrane; endoplasmic reticulum.